CAGAGAUUAAUGAUCAAGUGCUUGGACUUCUCUCCUCCAUACCUUUACCUAAGAUUUUAGCAAAGCAGAUGUUUUCCUAAAGUUGCAGAAACUGGUGCCCUGGAACCUAGUACAAAGAGACAGCUGACCCGACGCCAUGAUGACUACAGCGUCUUGUCUCCUUCCAUCUCCAGCUAUCCAACAGGAAGGCAUUUAUAGCCUCUCUCAAAUAACUAACAGCCUUUUUAUCAGUAAUGCUAUAGCUGCUAAUGACAAACUCACCGUGUCCAACAACCACAUCACCACGAUUAUCAAUGCCUCGGUAGAAGUAGUGAACACGUUCUUUGAAGACAUUCAGUAUGUGCAAGUGCCGGUGAGUGAUGCUCCCAAUUCCUACCUCUAUGACUUUUUCGACCCCAUAGCUGAUCGUAUCCACAGUGUGGACAUGAGGAAUGGCCGCACGCUGCUGCACUGCGCUGCAGGAGUGAGUCGCUCAGCAGCGUUCUGCCUUGCCUAUCUCAUGAAAUACCACACCAUGACCCUGCUGGAUGCGCACACAUGGACCAAGUCCUGCCGCCCAACAAUUCGUCCCAACAAUGGCUUUUGGGAGCAACUUAUUCAUUAUGAGUUCAAGCUAUUUAGUAGGAAUACUAUCUACAUGAUCAACUCUCCUGUGGGUCUGAUCCCUAAUAUCUAUGAAACGGAGGUCCACUUAAUGGAGCCAAUGUGAGCCACCCACUUCUCCCCUGACAUCUGCAUUGGCUCCUACAUCAAGAUAAAGGAAUGACUUUGGACUUUCAGUUGGUUACAAAAAAAAAGAGAGAGAGAGAGAAAGAGAGAGCAAGCGAGAAAGAGACUUUGUGGAUGUGAGCAAAGGGGA
This is a messenger RNA of Myodes glareolus (Bank vole), 859 nucleotides long. It is a transcript of the gene Dusp21, whose product is annotated as dual specificity phosphatase 21. Lineage: Eukaryota; Metazoa; Chordata; Mammalia; Rodentia; Cricetidae. Gene Ontology annotation, molecular function: protein tyrosine phosphatase activity; MAP kinase tyrosine/serine/threonine phosphatase activity. Gene Ontology annotation, cellular component: cytoplasm. Gene Ontology annotation, biological process: peptidyl-tyrosine dephosphorylation. The record is from RefSeq and is a predicted model, not a curated record.